CGCGUCGCCCAGCACGUCUCGCGAUCUCGAAUUCGCUACACGCUUGACACGCUUGACACGCUUGACACGUUUGACACCCCAACACAAUGGACGACGCAACCACCGAGCUGACGGAGCGCUUCGAGCGCUACUGCGACACCAAAGACGAUGCACUGCCCUCGGACCUCCUCACAGAAUUGCAGUCGAUAAUGCGCCUGUACUCCAUCUCGCCCGAAGAGCUGGAUUUCAAAUGGCAGGCCUACAGCAUGAAAAUGGGAGGGGAGGACAACAAGAUCGAUCUGAAGAGCGCGCGAGACUUCAAGAAGACUAUCCAGGACUCACUCGAGCGCGAGAGCAGAGGAAAGGCACAGCAACGGAACGACGUCAAGCGGGGUCAGCCGGCGCCGAGGACAAAGGGCGGCGAUGUAUAUGACAUAUUAGAAGGACUCGUGCCAAACACACCGCGUGCCAGUGCUCCAAAUGGCGUCAAUGGCAGCACCGUCAAGCGCAAGGCAAACUUCGAUACACCAUCUAGCAAAUUCAACAAGGCACACAUAAUGAGCUCGCCGGGUGGAGCCAUGACACCAAAGAGCGAGGCUCCUGGUGCACUCACCUUCGACUUCGCCUCUCGAACCACCGCAAACGAAAUCACCGAACAGUUCAUGAACGGCGACAUCAGCCUUCCAGACCCUCCCUCGGAAAACCCAACAGAACCCCGCGUAAAACUAAAGGCCAACACCGACAUGUCCAAAUUCUCGUACCGCACCAUGGCCAUGAAGCUCUCAGAAGCAUCCGAAGUGCUCGACGACCGAAUCGACGAGUUUCGAGAGCUGAUCAAAGAGUCCAUGGGCCUGGACGACAGCGCAUUCGGAAACCCAGACUACCAGUCGCCGAGCGAAAUCAUCGCCGUUGGACGCAUAGCAAACGACACCAGCGAGGGGAAGCUAAACACCGCCUCACUGGUCCUCGAAGGCUCGCGACGGUACGGCUCAGGACGCCGUGUGCCCCUGAAAGUCGACGAACUGCCAUCCUACAACUUCUUCCCCGGCCAAAUCGUCGCUUUACGCGGCACAAACGCAUCAGGCUCCACCUUCGUCGUCUCCGAGAUCCUCCCCCUCCCACUGCUAAACAUCCCCGCCACAAAACCAGACGAACUAGACGCAAUCAACGCCCGCUACCUCGACACGCCCGAGUCGGACCCCUCGAACCCGCGCCCACUGACCAUGCUAAUCGCAGCCGGCCCCUACACAACAGACCAAAACCUCGACUUCUCCCCCCUCCACACAUUCCUCGACAACGCCGCCGAAAGCCACGCAGACUCCAUCAUCCUACUAGGCCCCUUCCUCGACGCAGAGCACCCACAGAUCCGCACAGGCGACUUCGACACACCGCCCAACGCAGCCCCCGACCAAGCCACACUAACAGACCUCUUCCGCCACCACAUCUCCUCCGCCCUAACAGCCUUCGUCGCCCGCCUCCCAACCUGCAACGUCAUCCUCGUCCCCAGCCUGCGCGACGCACACCACCACCAAGCCGCCUUCCCGCAGGACAAGUUUAUAAAAAAGGAGCUCGGCCUCGGCCCCGCGGGCAAAAUGGUCCAAUGCGUGACUAACCCCAUGACGCUCAGCAUGAACGAAAUCACCGUCGGCAUGUCCAGUAUCGAUAUCCUCGAUAUGCUGCGUAGGGAGGAAUUGUCUGCCGGGAAAGCGCGCGGUAUGAACCCCUACGAGCGCUGUGCGCGCAAUGUCAUCGAGCAGCGCAAUUUUUUGCCGCUUUUCCCGCCUACUGCGCGUGAGAAGGUGCUUGCGCCUUCGGUCGUGGAGCAGAAACUGCUUAAUGCUGGUGCGAAGAAAGAAGAUAAUGAUGGGGGGGUGGAGGACGACGAAGCGCCCAGUCCGUUCCUCCCCCUCGGCACUAUGCUCGAUACAAGUUACCUCAAGCUCGGCGAGAUGCUGAACGUUAGGCCUGAUAUUUUGAUCACGCCUAGUGCGUUGCAGGGCACUGUUAAGGUCGUCGAGUGUGUCCUUGUUGUUAAUCCGGGGACACUGACGAAGCGGCGUGGAGCGGGCACGUUUGCGCGUGUGAUUAUUCAACCAGCGCGUGUUACUGACGAGGAGAGGGAGAGGGGGGUGUCGGUUGGGCAUAAGCUGUGGGAGAGGACGAGAGUGGAUAUUGUGAGGAUAUAAAUGUAUAUGUAUGACAGGGGAGAGAUGGGUUUAUGUAGUGACAAUGAAAAGGGAUUGGAUUGGGUUGGGUUGAAUUGGAAUAGCGUAGGGAAAAGAGAUCUCGGAUAGUCUCGUCCGUUGUUCGAGAUCUUGGGUGAAUUGAAGAUCGGU
This is a messenger RNA of Dothidotthia symphoricarpi CBS 119687, 2315 nucleotides long. Its product is annotated as DNA polymerase alpha 70 kDa subunit. The coding region runs from base 87 to 2165 and encodes 692 amino acids. Gene Ontology annotation, molecular function: DNA binding. Gene Ontology annotation, cellular component: alpha DNA polymerase:primase complex. The transcript is spliced from 4 exons. Gene Ontology annotation, biological process: DNA replication; DNA replication initiation. The record is from RefSeq and is a predicted model, not a curated record. Lineage: Eukaryota; Fungi; Ascomycota; Dothideomycetes; Pleosporales; Dothidotthiaceae.